GGCCGCGCCCGAGCCCAGGAACCGCGGAGGCGCGCCCUGCCUCGGGAAGGGCGAGUUCCCGUUCAGCCGCACGGGUCUGUCUCCGCGGACAGUAACGCCGCCGCUCUCGGGAUGCGGCUGCUCUGAGCGCCCGUCCACCCGCCGAUCCGAGGAGCCGGCGUUGACCGGUAUCUUUCCUGGUGUGUGAGAAGGUGGUCUUGUAGCCGGCACGAUGACCAACCCUGCGGCCACGCAGAACAAGGAAAUAGACUGCCUGAGCCCAGAAGCUCAAAGACUGGCGGAGGCCAGGCUGGCGGCGAAGCGUGCGGCCCGCGCCGAGGCCCGAGAGAUCCGGAUGAAGGAGCUGGAGCGGCAGCAGAAGGAGAUCUAUCAGGUUCAAAAGAAAUAUUACGGGCUGGAUACAAAAUGGGGUGACAUCGAGCAGUGGAUGGAAGACAGCGAGCGCUACUCGCGUAGAUCCAGGAGAAACACGUCGGCUUCUGAUGAAGAUGAGCACAUGUCAGUGGGUAGUCGUGGAAGUCUGAGGUUGCAGCCUGACUUGGAGUAUGGGGCUCCCUACACCUGGACAAAUGGUUAUGAUGGAGAAUUACAUGGAUCACAGUCCCUGAAUAGCAGAUCUAGCAGGAAUUCCAGCUACAGCGGUGACGGCAGAUUCUCUACUUUGUCAUCAUCCAGAGAGGAGAAGCUGCCCUCCUAUCUGUACAGCGCUUCCCGGCCAGCAGGGAGUUACCGGGCGUCGGUACUGGAUGAGAGCAGCCUUGGCGGGGCUCGGCGGGGCAGUGCCUGCAGCUCCUGUGCUCCCUCGGAGCACAGUGGCCACCUCAACUCCAGCUCCCGCGCCUCCUCCAGAGCCAGCUCGGCUCGGGCCAGCCCAGUGGUUGAAGAUAGAGUAGACAAAGAUUUCACUGAGAAGGGGUCUCGUAGCCUGCCCGGCCUGUCUGCAGCCACGCUGGCCUCCCUGGGUGGGACUUCCUCCCGGAGAGGGAGUGGGGACACCUCCAUCUCCAUUGACACUGAGGCAUCCAUUCGGGAAAUCAAGGAACUCAGUGAGUUAAAGGACCAGAUUCAGGAUGUAGAAGGCAAAUACAUGCAGGGAUUGAAAGAGAUGAAGGACUCACUAGCAGAGGUUGAAGAAAAAUAUAAGAAGGCUAUGGUUUCCAAUGCUCAGCUAGACAAUGAGAAGACAAACUUCAUGUACCAGGUCGAUACCCUAAAAGAUAUGAUGCUGGAGCUCGAAGAACAGCUGGCUGAAUCUAGGCGACAAUAUGAAGAGAAAAACAAAGAAUUUGAAAGGGAAAAACACGCCCACAGUAUACUGCAAUUUCAGUUUGCUGAAGUGAAAGAGGCCCUGAAGCAAAGAGAAGAAAUGCUUGAGGAAAUCCGACAGCUACAGCAGAAACAGGCGAGUUAUAUCAGGGAGAUUUCUGAUCUUCAGGAAACAAUAGAGUGGAAAGACAAAAAGAUAGGGGCCUUAGAGAGGCAGAAAGAGUUCUUUGAUUCCAUAAGGAGUGAACGAGAUGAUCUUAGAGAAGAAGUAGUCACGCUGAAAGAGGAAUUCAAGAAACAUGGAAUAAUCCUAAAUUCAGAAAUAGCUACCAAUGGAGAGACUUCAGACACUCUCAAUAAUGUUGGAUACCAAGGUCCUACCAAGAUGACAAAAGAAGAGUUGAAUGCCCUCAAGGCGACAGGGGAUGGGACACUAGGAAGAGCCAAUGAAGUGGAGGUGAAAAAUGAAAUGGUGGAGAAUGUGGGGAAAAGAGAAAUGUUGCAGAAUACUGAGCGAGAACAGCACAAAGAGGACCCAAUAAAGGAUUGUGUGGACACAGAGGUGUUACAUCCUGGUGAAAAUGCCGAGGACCAGAAACCCUCUGAAGACAGUGCCCCCUCCCUAGGGACAUUAGCAAAUGCUACAAACGAGGAACAGGUUCAAAGCCCAAUUCUAGAGAAUGCUUCCUUCCUUGAAAAUACAGAGCAGGUUGAGUCGAAUGAGGUCCUAAACAUGCCAGAGGAUAGGACAGGAGCGACCCUUGAGCAGUCCAAAUGUUUGAGUGAAUUAGAUAGUGAAAUCGCAGAUCCUGUGAUUGGGCAGGACGGUUGUAAUGCCUUGGAUAUUGAAAAUCAAAGUAAAGAAUCUGCAGAAAAAGAGGAAGAAGAAAAACAAGAUUUUCAAACCAACUUGGGAGAGGUUAGCACAAAACCAUGUCAGGAAUCUGCUCCUUUGCAAAUCUCUGAAGUUGAAAGAGUGAGCAGUACAGACACUGGGGAGCAGAGUGGGAGCCCCACAAAGGGUGAUGCAGGGCUAACUGGAUUUGAGGAGCAAGUGGGCACAGUAGCCUCAAGUCAUCCAAGGUACAGUGAUGACACUGAGAGUCAUGAUGAAAAAUGUGUGGUAGAUGCCCCCAAAGAGUUGGACCCAAGUGCAGGGCAUGAUUUAGAGAAAGAACUCACCAACCAGGAAGUAGCUGAGCUGGAGGAGGUCCCAAUUCAGAGCGCAGAGGUAGGUGGGGAGAACAAUGAAGAAGAAGAUGAAGGAAGGGAAUUAAGGGGUGAGAAACCAAUCCAGAUGGAAGUCCAAACCAUUCCUUGUUCUCCAGCAGCCGAAAGCAGUGCUCAGGAAGCAACAGGUCCAAGUAUGGUAAACGCUGAAAGAGAACCCCUAGAUAUGAAAGAACCCGAUGAAGAAAAGAAUGGCCAACAGGGAGAGGCAUUGGAUUCAUCACAGAAGAAGACAAAGAGCAAGAAAAAGAAAAAUAAGAAGAAAAAAUCACCAGCCCCUGUAGAAACCCUUAAAGAUAUUAAGAAAGAGUUAACAUUUCAGAACCCAGAUUUAAGUGAAGCUAAGGAAGAAGAGCAGGUAAAAUUUACUGAUGAAAAACCAGUUGUAGAAGCACAAAAUGAGGUCACUAAAAAUCCAGAACAGAAAAUUGUAGCAGGAAGCAGUGAAAAUGUGGAUUGUCCAGAAAAUCCUAAAAUUGAUUUGGAUGGAAACCUUAACCAAGAAGAUUAUGAUGUAAACACUAAGGCAGGGAAAGUAAUAGCUGAUGGAGACACAUUAAACUUUGAAGAUAAUACAGUUCAAUCGUCAGACACUAGUGAUAAAGAAUUAGAUGAAGGUGUUAUAAAAGAAAAUGCUAAAGAAGAUGGCGCCACUCAAAGCCAUCCUCCAGAACCAGAGAAUGAAGAGGCAUCUAGCAGCGCCCUGCUCGAAAAUGAAAGUCCCUCAAAGGACGUUAAUGAUGCCUCUCAAACAGAAAGUACAGAGGGGCUUGUGAUGUCAGAAUAUCCAAGUCAGACAGUCGGGAAGGGUUUAGAUAGCAGUAGUCUAGAAAAUGAUGACUUGGCACCAGCGGGAGAGUUGGGAGACUUCAAUUCAGAAAGCAGAGAAGAGACAGGCAGAAAUGAAAAGGGCAGAAGCAAAGAAGACUGCUCGUUGUCGUAAAUCGAGGCUCGCUUGUAAGGUACAGUUUUAGAAAGGGGCCAAAGACUGCACAGUAAGUCCAACUGUAAAGACUCUUGUCUGUUAUCUCCACUGAUGAGAUUCAGAAAAUGUUCUAGAUUGAUAUAGAUGCACCAUAUGACAAUCAACCACCAAGUUAUCUACUACUUUAAGUUAUAAACUGUUACUUGUAGAUUUAUAUUUCAUCAGUAAGGUUAUCACCCAGAUUAGAAAAACACAUUUGUUAUCAAUGUAAGUUCUAAUUGAGAGCAUUCCAGUAGUAUCAAACAAUAAGGUACACUGUUUAGAUUUCUGCUUAAAAUCAAAUAAAAAUAUUUAGCAUUUGCCUUAAGCUGAUAUGAAUGUGGCUAUUGACCAAAUACAUCAGCAUCUAAUUGAAAUGACCAAAUAGCAUUCUGAGAUUUCCACAUGAUGAGUAUAAUUUAAUUUGUCUCAUUCAAAUAUAUGUAUUUUCCUAUUUGAUUUUGAUAUGUACUUUAUAACCUGUAUGGGAUUUUAUUUUAAAAUGAGAUAAAGGGCCAAAUAGCACAUAGGUCACUGAGAGAGAAGGUUUGCACCUCA
Molecule: messenger RNA, 4018 nt
Organism: Ceratotherium simum simum (southern white rhinoceros)
Lineage: Eukaryota; Metazoa; Chordata; Mammalia; Perissodactyla; Rhinocerotidae
Source: RefSeq, a predicted model, not a curated record